AUGACAAGCUCACAAAGCCUAUUUCAAAGCGCAGGUCCACUGAAUGUGGCUCAAGUGUCACGUCCUAAGCGUGGACUUAUGAUCAAGGAACGUGAGACAAGUAAGAUGAAAGGCCCUCACCAAUCUGGACGGCGACAGACAAAGGAGAUCAAAGAAGCUGUUCGGACAUAUUGGUGGGCCCCCACUUUCUUUCUACUUCUAACAGAGGCAGCAGAGAAAGUUUGUUGGGUGGGCCCGACCAAGAUUGUACAGCAGGCACAACGCACAUCACCUUCGCUAUUCAAGAAGCUCACAUCUCAAGUGAUUGGGAGACAUAUUGUCAAAGGGAAAGGGUGGAAUGAUGAUGCCUUAAGGAAGGCAGCACAACGAGAGUCUCCUGGGGGGAAAACAACUCGGCAAGGAAUUUUGUUGAAAAAGGGCUCCCAGAACUACGACGGCGGAUGGUUGGCCUUUGAGAAAGCACGAUCAGGCGAAUUCAGUCUAGCGCAUUCAAGUCUCACUAGCCCAGGGAUGCUGGACAUCCUGAGGACCCUCCAUAUCGACAAUCCACCACUCUUUUCGGAGUUUUCCAAACCACGCUCAGUCCCCAAAGUACCACUGAACCGCACUCAACGUACAGAUGGCAUACAAUCAGAUGAACCUCCAUUUUCAUCUGACGAUAAUGAACCAUCCGAUGUCCCCUUCAGCGCUGCACUUGCCCACGCUCUCACUGGGGAGAUUCCUGAGGGCCAUCUGCUUCAACCGGGCAUGAAAUCCAUUCAGCCCCGACCUACGCUUGCGAAUGAACUGGAUAACGACUUUCCUGAGGAGGAUGCCAAUGAUAUGGGUUCUAAUUUGUCGCUUGGUGAUGGUUCAAGCAAUGAUGACUACAACGGCAGCUUGGUUUCUUGUAGUAGGGAUUCAAUCCCUUCGGGGCCGUUCAGUUCAAAACCUUCGUGCGACAUGCGACUGAACUUAUGGUCGUUAUACCACACCACCAACCCCAACCCAACUCCCGACCCAAUUCCCAACCCACCAACCCAAUUAGGCCCAACCCCACCCAGUGCCAAGAAAUGUUGUAAUGUAGGGAUUCCUGAUAAGGCAAUCCGCUUACUUCAGCGGUUAUACUCGCAAGAACAGAGUAACUGCGCAAGCAUACAAAAACCCCCCCCCAAAAAAAAGGAGGCGAUGGGGCAGGUGGAGGGUAACGAUGAAGACAGACAGAGAGUAGCAGCAAGAAGCGCCAACAAAAGAGAAGAAGUGAAGUUACAAGAAACAAGGCAUGAGCCGAAAAAUGAAAGACACCGUAAACAUCCGGGAUCCAACUUGCAAAGGGUAACCAAGGCUAACUGCCUUAUCCAAUGCAAGACCGAAUAUUCAACAUGA
Cantharellus anzutake is the source of this 1365-nucleotide messenger RNA. RefSeq lists its product as uncharacterized. Lineage: Eukaryota; Fungi; Basidiomycota; Agaricomycetes; Cantharellales; Hydnaceae. Bases 1 to 1365 code for a protein of 454 amino acids. The transcript is spliced from 7 exons. The record is from RefSeq and is a predicted model, not a curated record.